Molecule: messenger RNA, 2916 nt
Organism: Musa acuminata subsp. malaccensis (wild Malaysian banana)
Lineage: Eukaryota; Viridiplantae; Streptophyta; Magnoliopsida; Zingiberales; Musaceae
Product: protein GRIP
Biological process (GO): reciprocal meiotic recombination
Source: RefSeq, a predicted model, not a curated record
CUUGAAAGGCCAAACCCAAACAAAGAGAAACUCGUUUCAGUCCAAGCGUCGGUGGGGCGACGAGAAACGAAAGGGAAGAGAUCAAGAAGACUCCUCCAUUCUUUCUCCAAGCUCUUCUACUUCAGAUCUCUAUCAGGCUGGGCCAAUUUUAUUGACAUGGAUACUGGAGAGAACGAAUCCACUCUGAGUCAAGAAGAGAUAAUUGAUGGUACUGUACAGCAAAGCCUUAAGGAGAAGGAUAGUGCAAAUCCAUUGGAGCAACCAGUUGAAGUAGCUGACAGAAUAAAUAGUUGUGAUGCAAGCAUCAAUAUGGAAAAUGGCAUUCAUCAGAACCUUGCUAAUGAUGAAGAAAGUACUGAUGAGCUCACACAACUGGUUAUCGAGCUCAGUUUUCAGAAUGAGUACUUGAAGUCUGAAAUAGGUGACUUAAAACUGGAACUGUGUAACCCAAAGCCACUUUCUGAUGAGGAGAGAAAAAGUGGCCCACAUGUUGGGUCUUUGGAGCAAGAUAGCAGCCUCCAUGAACAGAUAAAAUGCUUACAGAAGGAAAUUCAGGCGCAGAAGGAAACUCAAAUGGCAGCUGAGGAUGCUCUGGAGCAUCUGAGGAUGGCUUACUCCGAGGCUGAUGGAAAGGUUCAAGAGCUUACCACAAAGCUCAUUGAAGCUCAACAGAAGAUGGAACAAGAAAUAAAGGAGCGUGAUGAUAAAUAUGUUGAGCUAGAUUCCAAGUUUGGAAGGCUUCAUAAACGGGCAAGACAACGGAUUCAAGAAUUACAAAAGGAGAAAGAUGAUCUUGAAGCACGCUUUAGUGAGACUAAUAUGAAAAUUGAGCAAGCUUCAUCCCAGCAAGCAGCAUUAGCACAGCAGGAACUGGAGCGUAGUCGUCAACAAGCCAAUGAAGCAUUGAGAUUAAUGGAUGUUGAAAGGCAGCAAUUACGGACAGCUAACAGCAAACUUCGUGAUAAUUUUGACGAAAUGCGUCGCUCAUUAGAAGCCAAAGAGAAUGCACUUGAGGCAUUACACCAGUCCAUCUUUGAGAAAGAGCAGAUGUUGGAACAAGUUCGGGGUUUGCUACAAGCCUCAGAAGAGAAAAGACAAACAUCAAUUGCAGAGCUUUCUACUAAGCUCCAAAAGCAAGUAGAAAGUUUAGAAGCACAGCUUACUGAUGCUCUAGCACAAAGUAGUAAAGCAGCUGAAACAAACUCUUCUCUCCAGGUCUUACUUGCUGAGAAAGACUCAAAGAUAGCAGAGUUGGAUGCAGCUUCAACAGGUGAAGCUGUAAGACUUGGAGCUGCACUAGAGGAAAUGAGAGGAGAGCUUAAUCAUCUUAGAGACCAGCAAGAUAGAGAAAAACAAAACUGGGAAGCAGCUUGUCAGUCUCUCCGAACUAAGUUGGAGGCAUCUGAGAACACAUGUUUGCGAUCUGAGAUUGAAUUAGCUAAAAUGAGAAGUCAGUUGGAACUAGAAUCAUCAACAAAAUACCAAAUGUUGAGUGCAAAAGAUGCUGAACUUAUAGUUGCAAAAGAUGAGAUCAUGCGACUGGAAAAUGAAUUUUCCGCAUAUAAGGUUCGUGCACAUGCACUUUUGCAGAAGAAGGAUGCUGAGCUAGCUGAAGCUAAGAACUCAGAAUUGCUGAAAUCUCUUGAACAAGCUGUGAAAGAAGCUGAAGCAGAAGUAGCAAUAACCUUAGCAGAAAGAGAGAAAGCUGUUAAAGCUCUUGAAGUUGCUUUGAAGGAACAUGAUAAAGAGAUUGCAUCAAGGGAUACUGCUCUUAGUGAUGCAGAGGGUCAAAUAAGAAGUAUAACCAUGAAACUUGAGUCUACCACUGCUCGCUACAUGUCAGAAAAAGAUAUGUGGCAGAAAAAUUUGGAGAGUAUCGAAGAAAGUUGGACAUUAAAAUAUGGCACCUUGGAGGCUCAAAAAGUUGAACAUUCUGGAGAUCAAAUGCAAAAGGAGCUAGAUGAUCUUAAGCAACGAUAUGAGAAACUGAAGGAAGAGCAUGAUAUCUUUCGUGAUAUUGCUGAUAGAACAAUUGAAGAGAAAGAGAAGGACAUGGCGAAAUUGAUAGAAGAUAAUAAGAAUCUUCGUCACUUAUUGGAAUCAAAGCAACAUGUUGAACAUAAUGGAAAACAAAACUCAGCUUCUCAGAAGGAUGAUGCACAAUUGUUGAGCAUAGCAGCAGCUGAACAACAAAUUCUGCUUCUGGCUAGGCAACAAGCUCAAAGGGAGGAAGAACUGGCUCAGUCACAAAGGCAUAUUCUAGCACUUCAAGAAGAGAUUGAAGAGCUUGAACAUGAAAAUCGUCUUCAUAAUCAACAGGAAGCAAUGUUAAAGGAGGAGCUCCGGAACAUGGAAAGAUCGCACAAACGUGAAGGAAUAGACAUGACAUAUUUGAAAAAUGUUAUAUUAAAACUGCUAGAAACAGGUGAAGUGGAAGCCUUACUUCCAGUGGUUGCAACAUUAUUACAAUUUAGUCCUGAAGAGAUAAGGAAAUGCCAGCAGCCAUACCGCUCCUCAGGUGAUGUUAUCUCCAGUCCAGCAGCAUCAUAUUCUGAUGCAUCUACGCCUAGAUCACUUUUCUCUAGAUUCUCAUUUUAGUGAAGAUACCAUGGCAUUAUUCUUUUUGCUUAAUUCAGGAUGAGAGGAUUACAGUUUAAUAGCAUCGUCUUUUCCGCUUGCUUGAUCCUGUUUCAAGGAAACAACUCCAAUGGGGUACACUCAAAAAGACUUGCACUCAGCUUGUUUUUUUUGCGACCAUGGCUGUUGUACCUGCUUGUAAGAAUAUUAUGUUGUACAUAAACGAGAUGGAGAGUACUACCCACUCAUCUGUAUCUUUCUUCGUUGGCUAAACAUCCUGCUAAAUAGUUCACAUGAUCAUUGAUUAUUUGGUUUUGUCAUGAUGUGUGUUGAAUUGAA